AUGGCACCUUUAUCGGAUACAGCGUUGGCAAACCAUUUGCUGAAGCGCGAUCUCACUGUCAACCAUACCCAGGCUGUCACUCUAGGGGUGAUGGCUGCCUAUGUCGUCGCAAUCGCACUGCUUUGGAACUUGCCGUAUGUGCGCUGGUCUUUGUGGCCUUUUAAGAUGCUGGUCAUCGCCUUCCACGAAUUCGGCCAUGCCAUAACAGCCUGUUGCACCGGCGGCCGAGUCAAGUCCAUCUCCCUCGAUCCUCACGAAGGUGGAGUCACCCACAUGCAGGGUGGAAUGUCUGCAGUCACACUCCCUGCUGGCUACCUUGGUUCUUCGAUCAUCGGUGCGCUGUUGAUCUUUGCCGGCUUCGAUAUUGUCGCGAGCAAGGUCGCUAGUAUCGUCUUGGGUGUCUGUUUUCUGCUCACGCUUUGGUGGGCACGAAGGGACUGGUUAACCAUUGUUACUGUGUUGCUUGCAGUUGGGUUAUUGGUGGCUUGUUGGUUUAUUGCGCACGGAGAGGCAUUGAGAUGGGUGGUGCUCUUCAUCGGCGUCAUGUCAGCACUCUAUAGCGUUUGGGAUAUCUGCGACGAUCUCAUCAUCCGGAAAGUCAAUACUUCGGACGCCAGCGUCUUCGCUGAGAGAUACGGUGGUUCGUCCCGAUGCUGGGGUAUUAUUUGGUCAUUCAUCUCUUUGGCUUUCAUGGCUGUGGGUAUCAUUGCUGGUAUAGCUGCUUUCCCGCAGUCUUUCGGCGAACAGCAAGCUGCUUCACAGAAGUUUAUACCUACGCGAUGA
Molecule: messenger RNA, 783 nt
Organism: Aspergillus ruber CBS 135680
Lineage: Eukaryota; Fungi; Ascomycota; Eurotiomycetes; Eurotiales; Aspergillaceae
Product: M50 family metallopeptidase
Exons: 3
Coding region: 1-783 (260 amino acids)
Source: RefSeq, a predicted model, not a curated record